Molecule: messenger RNA, 1044 nt
Organism: Mollisia scopiformis
Lineage: Eukaryota; Fungi; Ascomycota; Leotiomycetes; Helotiales; Mollisiaceae
Exons: 3
Coding region: 1-1044 (347 amino acids)
Source: RefSeq, a predicted model, not a curated record
AUGAUGGUUUGGAGUUGGUCUGAUUGGGUGCCACCUGAGUGGCAAAGUUACGAGGAUCGGGCGUCGAAGACAACUCCGAAAGCCACCCCUUCUGCAAUACUUCAUUCCAAGGAGCAAUCCAUCAAGACCCAGGUUGUACAACCUCUCAAUGACAAUCUCUCAACGACAAUGUCAUUGAAUUCAAGCACGCUCUCGAGCGCGCCUCGACGCAACUAUGGGCUCCGCGGCUCUCGAGUCAACAAUACACACACCAGAAAAUUUCGCCAUCGUGUGAGCGCAAAUAUUCAAGGAUGUACUUUGAUGAAGGUCCCGGUCGAGUUGAGGAGGAUGAUCUUUGAUCUCGCGCUGCCAGACGAGUUCGAUGGCACGACACCGGAAUUCCUCAGAGGCUUUCGUCAAUUCGGUAUGCUUUACGAUGAAGCCCUCAGCGCAUUCCAUAACAAGAACUAUACCUUCGUCCUAAACAAGACAAACAAUUGGUCGUUCGACCAUUUGGAUCCAAAGGUUUUGGCCACCAUCAAAACUGUCAAAUUGACGGUCACGGAAGAUAUUUGGAUUGUCAACCAAAUGGAUUGGAUCUCAGGACAGCUGGACUAUCCCAAUCCUUCCGCUUUUUGCCUUACCGACCUCGAAAAGAAUUGCGCAACAGCCAAGGAUGUCGCGUCUGUAAUUCUCGAAUGCCACCCAAGCGGUGAGGCCUUGUGGCAUUCAUUCCAUUGGCUUUUCCCGCAUUAUCUCUCCGGGUUCAGCAGACUAACAAAAGUUACCAUGUCUGUACCGCCAAACGUUGACAGAACUGGUGCUCUUGUGCAUAUCGCUCUGGAUGACAGAGAUAUCUUCCCAGACAUUCAUGAGGAAGAAAUCAAGAAAGGGCUCAAGUCAUUGGACAAUAUCUUUGGUGUAAAGCACAAAAUGAUUAAGUCAUUACCUGACAACUUGGAUAAGAAUGGCAAGAUGCUGGCGAUCAAAUAUAGGGACAGGUGCAGGUGGGUUUGGGAGGCUGAUGUGGAGAAGGGGGAGGCGCUGGUACUGGCAAGAAGAUAA